AUGGCACUUAAGCGAUACACGAAAUCCAUCGAUUCUACCAUCCCCCUUCCUGCUUUGCUUUAUACUGAUGAACGUCUCUUCUCUUCACAGAAUGGUGUAGGUAUAUACGAUGGACAACAGAAAUCUGCGAGUCAUCAAUCGGGAACCGUUCACGUCUCAUCGCACCGCUUAUUUUUCACAGACACCCGGGACAAUUCCUUCGCUUUGGAUCUUUCAUACGUCGUGCAAACAGUAUAUUAUGCAGGCCUAUUCACCUCGUCAUCCAAAGUAACUCUCCAUCUGGCCUCCAAAACAUUGCCCGGCACGCCUGAACCCGAAGUCUGGGUAUGUCAUGUCUGUGGCAAUCGUAAUCCGCCAGGAACGAGUCCGGCUGCAUCUCGUAUAUGCACUCUGUGUGGCGUGCGACGUGAGUCUCCGUCCACGCCAUCUACUCCUGUUCCUGCAGCGUCAGACGCCGUUGCGUGUCCUGCUUGCACAUUCCGGAAUAACCCUUCCAAGACGACGUGCGAGAUAUGCACGGCUGAGCUACCAGUUCCCUUGGCGCCCGAAAUUUCUUUGAUGAAACUAAGUUUCCGCAAGGGCGGCGAUAAGGCAUUCUAUUCCAAACUCAAGUCGUGCUUAAAGACAAAGGCAUGGGAGGUACGCCUUCUCACUGUUGAUGACCCAUUACCAUCAGGGUCAGGCAUCAGUACGUGGACAUUAUAUUUUGAUAUGGGAGCAGAUGACAGAUUAAAGUUUAUUACAGAUGGCAUUCUUCAGUCAGUGGCAACUUCGAACCAAGGGGUAGAAACAAACAUGAAAGAUGCUCUUCAAGACCUCGAAGCUUUGAUGUUGAAAGCCAAGGACAUGGUUCGACUGGCGGCCGACCUGAACGAACGGCUUACCACAUCGACAGCUGCUAAUCCUGCCUCUGAACCGGAAGAGGCCACCUUCAUCAGAUCAUCACUCUCGCAGCUAGGAUUGCAGAUGGAUAAUGUUCCAGUUACGCUUGAUAUGAUGCAGGACGAACGGGAAUGGAUCAAUCAGCUGGCGAAGGAACUGGCACGGGUGCUACAGACGAUCAUGAAAGACCGGGGCAUUAUUGCAUUAGACGAAGUGUGGGGCGGAUGGAAUCGAGCUCGGGGUGUCGCACUAAUACCCCCGACGACGUUCUUGCAGGUUUUGCCCCAUCUUCCGGUGUAUACCACACCUACCAUUCAGAAACGCCAGCUUCACUCGGGGCUGACCGUCCUUCAUACCCCCCCUUAUUCUCACGCUGCGUUUUCAGCGCGUCUGGUUGGAUUUCUGUCUUUGAAUGGACCUCAGACAGCCGUGGAGAUUGCACAAGAAGAGGAAAUCACGGUCGGUUUGGCUGAGGGAAUGAUUGGUGCAGUCGAAGCAGAUGGGCAGGUCUGUAGAGAUGAUGAAGCGUGUGCUCUUAAUGGAAGUACAGUUGGAAUUGUUAGGUGGUGGCCUUGGACGGAAUUUGAUAGGUAUAAUUAUGACGGGCAGUUGUAA
This is a messenger RNA of Guyanagaster necrorhizus, 1497 nucleotides long. RefSeq lists its product as uncharacterized. Bases 1 to 1497 code for a protein of 498 amino acids. The transcript has 3 exons. The record is from RefSeq and is a predicted model, not a curated record. NCBI's taxonomy places the organism in Eukaryota, Fungi, Basidiomycota, Agaricomycetes, Agaricales, Physalacriaceae. Gene Ontology annotation, molecular function: phosphatidylinositol-3-phosphate binding; ubiquitin binding. Gene Ontology annotation, biological process: protein transport to vacuole involved in ubiquitin-dependent protein catabolic process via the multivesicular body sorting pathway. Gene Ontology annotation, cellular component: late endosome membrane; ESCRT II complex.